GCCGGAAUUUCCGGUGAGGGGAGGUGGAAGGUCGCCCUGUUGCCAGGGGAACCGCUCUGGCUGAGGGACGCUCUUGUGUUGGGGAGGGCGGCUCAUUCCCGAGUGACAGCAAUGGGCGAGAGAACCUACAAUCCCUCAGUGCUGCUGCACAACUGGUUCGAGGAUCUGGCCUUGGAUCAGGAUGUUAUUAAAGACUUCAUUGCGAAGAAAGAACGUGGGGAGCUUUUGAUCCAAAAGAUGGGAUCUUACCGAGAAGCUCUACUUGAAAAGACCGAGCUUGCCAAAAGCAGUGAUGGACAUGUUCAUUUUGGUGAUGCAGUGUUACUUAUUAAUCCUGGUACUGAAACCAAACAUGCAGCCAACAUCCAUCCACUUCGUCAGCCCAUGGCAUUGACUAUGAAUGUUGAUCAAAGUAGAUUCCUGUUAAGUACAAAGGUUGAUUCACCGUGUGAAGUGAGUGCCAGCCUGGACUUAAGCCCCACGAUUAGAAGUACUUUUGUUGUUACAAGUAUUGAUGGCAGUUGUGUUGGUGAACCUCUCCGAUAUGGACAGAGCUUUGCCCUCAGAACACUGGAAGGGGUCGCUGGGCAGCUGUACCUGACGAGUGAUACCAAGUUAUUUGUGAAGUUUGCCAAAAAAUCCCGAAUGCAGCUCGUGAAUUUAGUAGAUGAGCUCUCAUUCCUAAGUUGUUGGCAGGUCUUAUACUUGGAUCCACAGUUGCGCCUUGAAUAUGAUGGAUAUCCAGUACAAGCAAAUGUAAAAGUACUUAUCAACCAUGUCCGUACGAACCAGGCUUUAGCAGCUCUUCAGAAGUUCUCUUUCUGGACCACAUUUGGAAGAGAAUAUGAAAUCACUACCAACACCUUCUAUGAUAGCCAUCGAGCGGAAGAGGACUUGAACCACUGGGUUAUUGUCACUGGAGAUCCUGGUGUCCCACAUGGCACCUUGUUUCAUGCACUUCCUCCCCUUUGUGAGGAUGAGAAGCCAACGAAGAAGCAUAGGCAGCCUUCACCUAGCUGCUCAACCCAACCGCCCACUUGUUAAUUGACAGAGCUAGAGCUGUGGUUUCUUCUAGUCUACUGAGUAGCAAAGUCUCACUUCCUCCUCCACAUUCCCCCAGUCUACAAUUCUGCCAACAGCAUUGGCAAUUAUGAGCGUCAGUAGAAGCCAGGAGGAUCAUCAUCAAUUAGGACACAUUCUUAAAAGCUUUACGUUUCUUCAAUUUCCUGCAAAAUAUUAUAGUGUUCAUUGCUAAACUUCGCUAAUCUGAUUGAAGUGCAACAAAAAAUCGGAAUGAUAAGCAAAGAUUAAAUACUGACAAAUGUAGGCGUACAUGAUUACACUUAUUUUAAUAAAUCAACUAGUCUUUCAAGAGAAGUUUUUUGCAUUCUUCAACUUAUGAACAAUUGUACAGACAUUAAAGGAAAACAGGGCUAUGUUUGGAUCUUGACUUUGUCAACAGUAGGCUUUCAAUGAAGUCUUUUUUAUUAUUAUUUUUAGUUCAUGCACACAGACAUACGAAAUAGGAGCAAAAAUAGGCCAUUCAGCCCCUUGAGCCUGUUCUAUCCUUCAAAAAUAUUGUGGCCGAUUUGUUUGUGUUUUGAAUUCCAUGUUCUCAUCUACUCUCUAUAACGCUCAAUUCACAGGCCCAACACGAAUCUAUCCACCUGUUUUAAAUGCAGUGACCCCACCUCCACAGCCUUCUGAGGCAGAGUGUCCCAAAGUGACACAAUCCUCUGAGAGAAGAUGUUUCUCCUCAUCUCUGUCCUGAAAGUCUGAGCACUAAUUAUAAAACUGUGACCUCUAGUUCUGGACUGACACACAAGAGGAAAGAUCCAUUCAAGACUAUUCGGAAUCUUGCACACUUCAAUCAAACCACCUGCCUCUCUGCUAAACUUCAGUAGUAGUGAGCCCAACUUGUUCAACCUACCCACAGAAGACAGCCUGUAUAUUCUUGGUACCAUUCCAGUUAUCCUCCUCUAAAUCGCCUUCAAUGCAUUUACAUCUGUAAACAAGAAGACUAAAACUACACACAGUAUUUAAGAUGUAGUCGCACCAUUCUGUAUAACUGAAGUGUAACAUCCUUACUUUUAUGUUCAA
Stegostoma tigrinum is the source of this 2100-nucleotide messenger RNA. RefSeq names its product cilia and flagella associated protein 161 (gene cfap161). Gene Ontology annotation, cellular component: motile cilium. Gene Ontology annotation, biological process: cilium assembly. The record is from RefSeq and is a predicted model, not a curated record. The transcript is spliced from 7 exons. NCBI's taxonomy places the organism in Eukaryota, Metazoa, Chordata, Chondrichthyes, Orectolobiformes, Stegostomatidae. The coding region runs from base 112 to 1044 and encodes 310 amino acids.